AUGGAAGCAGCAGCUGUCGCCCCCGCGGCCCUGCUGCCUGCCGGCGUCCCGCUCCUCCUCCUCCUCCUCGCGCUCUCCACCCUCAUCAUCACCAGAUGGAGAUGGAAUAACCGCAACAGCAGGCUGCCCCCGAGCCCGAUGGCGCUCCCGCUCAUCGGCCACCUGCACCUCAUCCGCUCGCCGCCGCACAGGGCCUUGGACCGCAUCGUGGUGCGCUACGGGCCCCUCGUCUACCUCCGCCUCGGCCCCUCCACGCACUGCAUCGUCGUCGGCACCGCGGACGCCGCACGGGACCUUCUCAAGCACGAGGCUAGUUUCCCGGAGCGGCCGAUCACGGUCGUCACGCGCCACCUCGCCUACGACGACGCCGGCUUCGCCUUCGCGCCCUACGGCCCGCACUGGCGCUUCAUGAAGCGCCUCUGCAUGUCCGAGCUGCUGGGGCCGCGCACCGUUGACCAGCUGCGCCCCGUGCGGGAGGCCGAGCUGGCGGCCGUGCUGGGGGCGGCGCGCCAGGCGGCAGCCAGGGGUGAGCGCAUCGACGUCAGCCGCCACCUCAUCAGCAUGUCCAACAACGCCAUCAUGCGCAUGGUGGCCAGCGCGCUGCCGGGCCACAUGACGGAGGCGGCCAGGGACUGCGCCAAGCGCGUCGCCGAGGUCGUGGGGGCCUUCAACAUCGAGGACUACGUGGGACUCUGCCGGGGCUGGGACCUGCAGGGGCUCACGCGGAGGACGCGCGAGGUGCGGGACAAGUUCGACGCGCUGCUGGAGAUCAUGAUCACGGCCAAGGAGGAGAAGCGUCGGAGACGGCACCAGGAGCAGGGGGAGACCAACACCACCACCACCACCAACAACAACAACGACCUGCUGGACAUCCUCAUGGACGCGGCGGAGGACAAGAACGCCGAGGUCAGGCUCACCAGGGAGAACAUCAAGGCGUUCGUCCUCGACAUCCUCACCGCCGGCUCCGACACCACCGCCACCAGCGUGGAGUGGAUGCUGGCGUACCUCAUCAACCACCCGGCCUGCAUGGACAAGCUGCGUGCGGAGCUGGACGCCGUGGUGGGCGCGUCGCGCCUGGUCGGGGAGCUGGACGUCCCGCACCUGCCCUACCUGCAGGCCGUCUUCAAGGAGACGCUGCGGCUGCAGCCUCCCGCCGUGUUCGCGCAGCGGGAGACCAUCGAGCCGGUGCACGUCCGCGGCUACGUCAUCCCGCCCAAGACCUCCGUCUUCUUCAACAUCUUCUCCAUCGGCCGCGACCCGGGCUGGUGGGAGGAUCCCCUCGAGUUCCGGCCGGAGCGUUUCAUGCCCGGCGGCGCCGGAGCAGACGUCGACCCCAAGGGGCAGCACAUGCAGCUCUUGCCGUUCGGGAGCGGCCGCCGUGCCUGCCCCGGCAUGGGCCUCGCCAUGCAGGCCGUGCCGGCCUUCCUCGCCGCGCUGGUGCAGUGCUUCCACUGGGCGGUGCCCAUCCCGCAGGGCCAGUCCACGGCGCCGCCCUUGGACAUGGAGGAGGAAGCGGCGCUCGUCACCGCCCGGAAGCACCAUCUCAUCCUCAUCCCAACACCGCGCCUCAACCCGCUGCCGCUGCCGCUGCCGGCAACAGCUACCUAG
Miscanthus lutarioriparius is the source of this 1608-nucleotide messenger RNA. The record is from the annotation of a GenBank genome assembly. NCBI's taxonomy places the organism in Eukaryota, Viridiplantae, Streptophyta, Magnoliopsida, Poales, Poaceae.